This is a messenger RNA of Thamnophis sirtalis, 186 nucleotides long. NCBI's taxonomy places the organism in Eukaryota, Metazoa, Chordata, Lepidosauria, Squamata, Natricidae. The record is from RefSeq and is a predicted model, not a curated record.
GUUUGCCCGGCCUCCCGCUUGCUUGCCCGGCUGCCGGCUGAGUCGGGGCGGCGGCGCGAUGGGGCGCAUCGAGUGGGCCAUGUGGGCGAACGAGCAGGCGCUGGCCGCCGGGCUGAUUUUAGUGACCGGUGGCAUCGUGGCGGUUGCAGGCCAAUUCAAAAUGUGGCCGAUUGCAGUUUAUGCAAU